Molecule: messenger RNA, 1461 nt
Organism: Rotaria socialis
Lineage: Eukaryota; Metazoa; Rotifera; Eurotatoria; Philodinida; Philodinidae
Source: the annotation of a GenBank genome assembly
AUGUUUAUCGAUAAUUUGGUAUUCAACCUUGCACCAUCUUCAAAUCAUUAUAGAUACAGUGAAUCUAUUAAAAAAUUUGCCAUAUGCGUAUAUGUUCUUGGUGGUAAACAACGUUAUGAAUUUGUUCGUUUAAAUAUGAGUGGUAGUAUACCAGUUCUGCCAACAGUUUUAGAUUUAAUAAAUAAAUCUGAUAUGACUUUAACUGAAGCAGAAUUCAGAUUUAACUCACUUCAACAAUUUCAAUCAGGUUUUGGAUUUUGUUCUGAAGGUACUACUGGUGUUAUUCCUAAAGUUGAAUACGAUUCGUCGACAAACUCAUUCAUUGGAUUUACAACACCAACUAUUGAUGGUAUUUCGUUGAUGAAACAUUAUGAUGCUGAUACAUUUGAUGACUUUAAAACAAUUUAUAAUACCAAUGAAACAGCACCAUUAUUAAAUAUACAUAUGUUUCAAAGUAUAUCAACAGAAGAUGAUCCAACAAAUUUUCCGAAACCAAUUUUACUCUCUGCUUACGGCGUUGACAACAAAUUUACAGCUUUGGAUAUUUUACGCCUAUGGAUAUAUUUUUUUGAACGUUGUUUAGAUAAAGAUGUUCGUAUUAUCGGAUUUUCUACAGGUGCAGAUAACAAAUACGUAAGUGCCAUGCAUCUUGCAAAUCCGGUACACAUAGUUACCAAAUGGCGUAAUCGAUUGCUAUCACCAACAACGGAUUUAUAUAUUGGGAAUGUUAAAAUUAGUAUGCCACAUAUAGAACAACUAAUCAAUAAUAAUAGUUAUACAAAAUUAGAUCAUGGUUUGAAGAAAAGCGAUAUUAAUCCUAAAGAUCGCCAAAAUUAUAAUUCGUGUAUUAAACAUAAUCAAUUAGAAAAUGAUCUAUCAUUUCCCAUACAUCACAAACGCAAACACGAAUCUUCAUUACCAUCAUCACAUCAAUUAGAUGAUAUUGAUACCUUAGAUAUUCAAAAAUUAAUAUCAAAUGCAUAUGAUCAAGCAUUACGUCUUGUUAAACACUCAAAAAUAUUAGAUAAAUUAAAUGAGCAUAAAAUAAAUUGUUUAAAUGAUCUUAGUAAUUAUAUCUUCAACGUGUUAAAUAAAAAUUCAAGAAUGAUUAAUUAUUCUUUCCGAACAGAAAAUAACACCAGUGAAGAGUUUGGAUUGGAUGAAGAGAAUGAUGAUAACGAUGUUGCAGUAAAUUAUGCACCGAACCAACUUAUUGAUGAAAUUCCAUUUGAUCCUCAAAACGACGAUGUUAGUGGUGAUGAUGGAAGUAUAUUAAAUUCAGCAAAAUCCGAUUUUAAUGGAAUAAGAAUAGUUGACAAUAUUAAUCCAGCACUAAGACAAUCAUAUUUCAAGGUCAAAAUAAAUAACAAUAUUAAGUAUCUUCACAAACAAUCGGCCUGCUGGUUGCAAUCGAACCAGAUAAUGAAAUUAUCAAGUGAUCGUUUAUCUCGUGUCAUGUAA